Molecule: messenger RNA, 840 nt
Organism: Parathielavia appendiculata
Lineage: Eukaryota; Fungi; Ascomycota; Sordariomycetes; Sordariales; Chaetomiaceae
Exons: 5
Coding region: 1-840 (279 amino acids)
Biological process (GO): endoplasmic reticulum unfolded protein response
Cellular component (GO): Hrd1p ubiquitin ligase ERAD-L complex; endoplasmic reticulum membrane
Molecular function (GO): ubiquitin-specific protease binding; misfolded protein binding
Source: RefSeq, a predicted model, not a curated record
AUGUCGUCGGAAAUCCUCGAUGCCUAUUGGGCAGCGCCGCCAAUGGCACGCACAUUGGCAACCGCCAUUUUCGUCACGUCGGUUUCAGUGUACACUGGCUUGCUACCGGUCUCGUGGAUCUACUUCAGCGAGGACAGGUUGUUGCGGCUGCCGCCCGAGAUAUGGCGCCUGGCCACAGCCUUCUUGCUCAGUACCCCAAAAAUUGGCAUCGUUUUGGACCCCUACUUCGCCUACCAAAGCCUGAAGCAGCUGGAGACAGCCAACGUCAAGUUCCCGAGGAAGGAGGACCUCCUUUGGUACCUGGUGACGGUCGGUGGUUUCAUCAUUUGCUUGCUCUCCCAACUAUCGCGGUUCCUGGAAACGAGGAAGAUCACCCCCCUCCUCAAUCGCGUGUUCUUGGGAGGCUACUUCUUCCUCCAUGGGCUUAUCAUUGCCAUUGCCUACACGGCGAAUCAGGAUUUGCGCGGUGUCAAGUCGACGUAUUUCUUCUUCACCGUGCCGGCGCAGGCGGUCCCGUAUUGCAUGCUUCUCGGAUCGCUGCUCAUGAGCCCCAGUCUGGUCCCGCUACAAAUCACGGGCAUCAUUGCGGCUCAUCUGCACGAUUUCCUCUCGCGCCUGUGGCCUGAGUUUGGAGGGGGCCGGAAUUUGCUGGCUACUCCGUCCUUCGUCUCGUACCUCGUGCAGACUCCCAGGGUUUUGCAACGCGACUACGGCACAGCCAUUCGCCCGCCCGGGGCGCAGCCAUCGGGCAGCACAGUACACCUGGAACUCCCGAAGCAGAAGCCGGCUUACCACCAUGAAGCCAUCGGUGACCCGAAUCCAAAAGUGUCAAACACAUAA